AUGAAAUUCUCCGUCGCCGCUACCACUUUGGCUGUUGCCACUUCCGCUUUGGCCGCUCAAACCGUCAUCACUGCUACCAACGAAGGUAAUGUCUACACCAAGACCGUUGAUGUUCCAGACUCCGCUGACUUGGGUCCAGGUGAAUACUUAAGUACAUUGGUUGUUACCAGAGAUGAUGUUGUCUACACCAAGUACUUGACUGCUACUUCUUCUGGUGUCGCUGAAUCUUCUGCUACUGAAGAAUCCUCUUCUACUGAAGAAUCCUCUUCUACUGAAGCUCCAACUGAAUCUACUUCUACUGAAGAAUCCUCUUCUACUGAAGCUCCAACUGAAUCUUCUUCUUCCGCUGAAGAAUCCUCUUCUACUGAAGCUGAAACUACAUCUGAAGCUCCAGUUGAAUCUUCUUCGACUGCUGCUCCAACUGAAACCUCCACUGCUGAUGUUUCUACCUACACUGGUGGUGCUGCUCUAGCUUCCGUUGGUACUGGUUUGUUGGGUGUUGCUGUUGCUGGUUUGUUGAUCUAA
Kluyveromyces lactis is the source of this 525-nucleotide messenger RNA. RefSeq lists its product as uncharacterized. The transcript has a single exon. Bases 1 to 525 code for a protein of 174 amino acids. Lineage: Eukaryota; Fungi; Ascomycota; Saccharomycetes; Saccharomycetales; Saccharomycetaceae. The record is from RefSeq and is a predicted model, not a curated record.